UGCGCAGGCGCAGCGGCCGGGCGUCCUCUGUAGGGCGAAUAGUCUCAGCAGGCUAGACGCGGGCCAGCGGAGACCGGUAGUGCGUCCUCCUUACACCGCUGCCAUGCCGGACCCUUACGACAAGGAUGUGUACCCUGAACCCCCACGCCGCACGCCAGCGUCCUCGCCGCAGACGUCGCUCCCUAACCCCAUCACGUACUUGACCAAGGCCUUCGACCUCCUCGUGGAUCGGCCUGUGACCCUCAUUAGAGAUUUUAUAGAGCAGCAGCAUGCCAAGAACAGAUACUAUUACUAUCACCGGGAGUACCGCCGUGUACCAGACAUUACAGAAUGCCAGGAGAAUGAUGUCCCGUGCAUGUUUGAAGCUGAAAUGCAAUGGAGACGCGACUACCUAGUUGACCAACAAAUUCUCAGUAUCAUCCAAGAGAGGCUUAAGGCCUGUCAGCAGAGAGAAGGAGAGAACUACCAGCAGAAUUGCGCCAAGGAGCUUCAACAGUUAGCCCAAGUGUCCAAGGCCUACCAGGACCGCUAUAAUGACCUGGGAGCCUAUUAUUCUGCCAGAAAAUGCCUAGCAAAGCAGAAACAGAGGAUGCUGGCAGAAAGAAAAGCUGCCAAGGAAGCUGGUACUGCCUGAAGCCUACCUUGAGGGCACCCCUUUACUGACCCUUGUUAUGUUGCUGAAAAUAAAGUGGUACACCCUA
This is a messenger RNA of Cavia porcellus (domestic guinea pig), 701 nucleotides long. It is a transcript of the gene Ndufb10, whose product is annotated as NADH:ubiquinone oxidoreductase subunit B10. Lineage: Eukaryota; Metazoa; Chordata; Mammalia; Rodentia; Caviidae. The coding region runs from base 104 to 634 and encodes 176 amino acids. The record is from RefSeq and is a predicted model, not a curated record. The transcript is spliced from 4 exons.